Molecule: messenger RNA, 1312 nt
Organism: Rosa chinensis
Lineage: Eukaryota; Viridiplantae; Streptophyta; Magnoliopsida; Rosales; Rosaceae
Product: B3 domain-containing protein Os03g0622200
Exons: 5
Coding region: 268-1110 (280 amino acids)
Molecular function (GO): DNA binding
Source: RefSeq, a predicted model, not a curated record
CAUUAAAACUAGUCUCUGCAGAAUCAUAGAGAAUCAAAGGGACAGAGGAACUUGACACAAGAAAAUGGUAGGCAAUAUAUGAAGGGUUUUACCAGCAGGGUGACAGAAGCACAAAAUGAGAAACCAAACAGGCUUUGAAUUGAUUAAGCUUAUCCAGGUCUCAGAGCUAGUACUUUGAAUUGAUGACUGGUAUAUGAAUUAAUGGCUUUAUAGUAGCAAAGCUUAUUCCAACCCCAAAAAAGAAAAGCUAGCAAAGCCAACUCUCUGAUGGGUUCUUGCAGCAGAAGAAGAGAGGAUGAAGACUCUGAAUUUCCAGGCUUCUACAAGUGUGUUGAUUAUUCUGUUCUUCUAAAGGGGAAGCUUAAAAUCCCCCGAGAUUUUUGCGAGAACUUUGAAGGAAAGAUGCCUCAACAGUGCCGUCUUCAGACUCUUUCUGGAACUUGGCAUGUUGAUGUGAAAAAUAUUAGCGGAGAGUUCUUCUUGAAAAAGGGCUGGAAGGAAUUUGUUGUGGCAAAUCGUUUGAAACUAGGUGAAUGUGUAGUCUUUGAUUACAUUGGACAUGCAAAGUUCUAUGUUGAGAUCUAUGGACACAAUCACUGCAGCAAGAGUUCAAAGGCAAUGAGAAGUGAGAGGCUUCUUGAUGAUGACUCUGAUGAUCAUAAUGUUGUUUUUGUUUACUCGGAUUCUGAUUCUGAACCUCGAAACAGUGAAAUCAGCUUGGAGUCUGAAACUGAGUGUCCUAGGAAAUCAGGUUAUGGAAAAAUAUUGUCAAGGAGAGGAAGAGCUGGUAACUCAGCCACCAUAAGAUGUUUUGGUAAUCCUUGCUUCAGUGUUAAGAUGUGCCAAACUCAUGUGACCAAGGGACCACUGCUCACACCAAGGAGCUUCAUGAGGAACAUACAUAAGCCAAAGAAAGUCAAGCUUCAAGUUGGAGACAUGGCCUGGGAUGUGAACUGGAUCCAUCCUUACCAGCAAUCUAGCAGGUUCAGUGGAGGUUGGCUACACUUUGCUAGCCAGAACAGGUUGCAAGAGGGAGAUUUCUGUGACUUUGAGCUGAUUUCAAAGACAAUUGAGGUUGCAGUGAUGAAGGUUUCUAUUAGGAAAAUGUAGUAUUUGAGACUUUGAGUUAUUUUCCAGUCUGGAGACAAUUAACUAGUAAUUUUCUAUGCGGUUUAGACUAAUUGGGAUGUUUGUGUACCAAGGGCCCCUUAUUUUGGUACAUUCACAGAAGAACACAACACUUUGAUUGUGUGUGCAUUAUUAAUUCUGUAGGAUAUGGAACAGUACCGUGCUUUUAGAUGUGUUUGGAUUA